Messenger RNA from Peromyscus californicus insignis, 1563 nucleotides. It is a transcript of the gene Lnp1, whose product is annotated as leukemia NUP98 fusion partner 1. The record is from RefSeq and is a predicted model, not a curated record. Lineage: Eukaryota; Metazoa; Chordata; Mammalia; Rodentia; Cricetidae. Bases 876 to 1316 code for a protein of 146 amino acids. The transcript has 3 exons.
UCUAUGGUCAGUCCAACAAUUGGUUCCUGUCCCAAUAAUGGUGCCAGGCAUGAUUUUCUUGUUGAGUGGGUCUUAAAUCCAGUCAGAAAGUGGCUGAUUUACCCUGUGAUGUUCAUUCUACUAUUACACCAGUGGACAAGUCUUCCCAGGUCAGCUGUUAUUGCAGCUCAUAAGGAGAAACAUCUGGGAAGACUAAUGAUUGUUUUUCUUCUUCAGUAGCGUGACUUCCAGCACUGUGAAAAGUAGCCAGUAGGGAUAUGGCUGCCAGGUUAGCACCAGCUUGAUGUCUCCAUCGUCUAUGUCUCAAGUAUGUGAUGUCCUCAGCAGUAGGGCCUUCCUGUCAAGUUCUGGACAACAUUGCUUUUCAGGUUUUGUGUCUUGUUUUAAUGAAUGAAAUGCAUUCUCUCAUUCUCUUCUUUCUUCUUUCCCAUUGAUUUCAUCAAAACCUCUUCCAUCUCUGCAUCUGAAUGAUCUUGAUUCACUGUUGUUAAAUGAAUGGGAAGAGCUUCAUCCUUUUGCCUGUUCUGAAUGUGUUUUCUAAUCCAACAUUAUCAGUCUUAGGAUUAAUAACACAGUAAUAGAACAUUAAUUCCUUCAACAUGUUUAUUGAACACAUAUUUCGUUCCAGGUAUUAUGCCAAACAUGGGGAUUAUGAAGUAAAAAUAGAGACACAUGGUCUCUAAUGCUCGUGUAAAUUCUAGUCUAGUAGAAAAAUAGGAACUGUCAGAAAGAAUGAGGUUAUAGUCAGGGGUGAAAGUCAGUCCUUCUCAUAGAACAUGGCUUCUUGUUCAGACUCAAUCUGUGAUUGCUGAUUUAAAGACUUGGAGAAAUCUAGCUUUAACUUACUGUCUUAAGUGAAAAGAAAAGGAGGUAAGAUGAAGCCUGUUAUUACAUUCUGCCUUCUCCUUCCAUCAUCACAGGGAUACAAAACAGAGUUUCCCACAUUUCCCAGCAUUAUGACACCUGACUGCCACCCUAGACGACAUUCUCAUGAGGACCAGGGAUCCCGAAGCCAUCUUCCGAUGCGUUAUCACAGAAAAUGCUCAGUGGAUGGGUCAUUCAAGGAGCCAGUGGGAUCACAAAGAGGAGCUCAUUCCAAAAUACAGGAAUUUUCAGAAUCCUUUGAACAGCACCUGUGCCUUCAAACCAAGCACCCUCCUUCUUCGGGACCCAAGGUCAGGAAGGAGAGAAAUGAGAGACAUUGCCUAGGGAUGGACGUGAGAUCCCAUAAGAAAAUGGAGGACAGAAGGAACUCAACAAAGGAAGGACAUGGAGAUGCGCCCAUGGCUCCCCUGAUUGAAAAGGGGCCUGAAUAAUGCUUUGUUUCCACAUCUCAGUGACAGAUGUCACCGGUUGUUCUGAGACCCAGUUCUUCCUCCAGAACAGCAGCUGGAAAGGGUGUCUGCAGAUGUUGAGACUGAAGUGGGCAGUUGGAACGGCUGCUUCUCAAGAUGACUUGUGUGACACUCCAGAUGACUCUGGUAUUUCAUUUGAUUGUGCAAUCUGCUUUUUAUGUCUUUCUAUGGUAAGGAAAAAUAAAGGUAUUUGAAAAGAUUAAAAGAA